Liolophura sinensis is the source of this 1448-nucleotide messenger RNA. RefSeq names its product replication factor C subunit 5-like. Bases 82 to 1092 code for a protein of 336 amino acids. Gene Ontology annotation, biological process: DNA repair; DNA-templated DNA replication. Gene Ontology annotation, cellular component: nucleus; DNA replication factor C complex. Gene Ontology annotation, molecular function: DNA binding; DNA clamp loader activity; ATP binding. The transcript is spliced from 11 exons. The record is from RefSeq and is a predicted model, not a curated record. Lineage: Eukaryota; Metazoa; Mollusca; Polyplacophora; Chitonida; Chitonidae.
GCGAAGCAGAAAUUUCGCGCGAAAGUGAUCGUGCCAAAAGAAAAACCAAAACAGCUUAGACAGUAAAUUAAUAACUUCACGAUGAGCAAAUCAACACAGGAAACUGACAAGGAAAACCCCAAUCUACCUUGGGUAGAGAAAUACCGCCCCAAAAGCUUGGAUGAUCUUAUCAGCCACAAAGAUAUCAUAUCAACAAUUCGUAAGUUUGUCUCACAGGAUCGCUUACCUCACCUGUUAUUUUAUGGGCCCCCAGGGACAGGGAAGACCAGCACCAUCCUGGCUGUGGCCAAGCAAAUCUACACACCUAAAGAGUUUAAUUCCAUGGUUCUUGAGCUGAAUGCCUCAGACGACAGAGGAAUUGGGAUAGUCAGAGGACAGAUUCUUAACUUUGCCAGCACAAGAACCAUUUUCAAAUCUGGAUUUAAGAUUGUGAUUUUAGAUGAAGCUGAUGCUAUGACGCAGGAUGCCCAAAACGCAUUACGCAGAGUGAUAGAGAAGUUCACAGAGAAUACUCGCUUCUGCAUCAUCUGUAACUACCUGUCCAAAAUAAUUCCUGCCAUUCAGUCUCGGUGUACGAGAUUUAGGUUCGGGCCCCUCACCACGGACCAGAUGGUGCCCAGGCUGGAACAUGUGGUCAGUGAGGAACAGAUUAAAGUGACAGAAGAUGGAAUGAAGUCUGUGGUGACGCUGGCCUCGGGUGAUAUGAGAAAAGCACUCAACAUUUUACAGAGUACGUCGAUGGCGUUUGAUGAAGUAACAGAAGAUAAUGUGUACACGUGUGUGGGGCAUCCGCUAAGGAGGGAUGUGGAGAACAUCGUCAAUUGGAUGCUGAAUGACAGCUUCUCAGCGGCUUACAAAAAUAUCUCCGCCCUGAAGACUGCAAAAGGCCUGGCGUUACAGGACAUACUCUCAGAAGUUCACAAUUACGUCCACAGGAUUGAUUUUCCCAUGCACAUUAGGAUCCAUUUGUUGGAGAAAAUGGCGGAUAUAGAACACAGGCUGGCCUCAGGAACAAAUGAGAAGCUGCAAUUGAGUUCACUGCUCGGAGCAUUCCAGGUGGCGCGAGAUUUAGUGGUUGCUGAGGCUUCUUGAUCUGACAGCUGGCCAGUCUGUGACGACAAUUUUAAACAGGACUUCAGUGGUGAAACCCUUCUAUGAAUGAACACACUCACACAGAUGUGUCCAUAAAGGGACAGACUAGAAAACUAUAGGUCUGGCUUUAAUAGAGGUUAUCUCCCUUUAUCAAUAGGUGGCAACUGCAACCUGUGAGACUUGUCAGAUCCCAGAUGAAAUUAUCAUUUCCUUUUGUCUGAAGUUUUGAUAUUUGUGGCCAGGCCUCAGCAAAAUUUCACAGGAUCUUGAACAAGGAAGACUGUGAAGAGUACGCAGCCUGCAGGGAUAAUUCUGAUGCGAUAGAAAAUGGGAGAAAACAAGAAAUGGAUCUGUAC